AGCGCAAAGGUAUAGCGCCAUCUUUAGCUCGAAACACGGUAACGUAAACGAGGAUCAGCGUUUCAGGCUCGACUUUGAGCGGCAAGGCAAGACAUCUGCUUGUUUUGCAAUUUUUUCACCUUAUAUGUGAUCAAUAAUUAUCUAAAAGAUGUCUAGCUCUCCAGGGACUAGUCGUUAUGACCUCCGCCCAAGAAAGAACUCUCCAGAUGGGAGGCCAACCUUCGGGAAAGAAACUUCAGAGGCCAACAGUCAGUCAGAGGGCUCAGACACAGAAGAGGCAAUUUCUGAUCUAAAUGAAAUAGCUGUCAAAAGCCAAGACGUUGAGUCCACGGACACAACAGCUGAUGAAACAGAUGGUGGGGUUUCUUGCAUAUCUGCUGGAACUGUUAAAGAUGAAAGCCAUCAUACUGAUAAAUCAGAUAUCAAAACAAAGUAUGCGAGCACAGAGAAGUACGAUUCAAGGCAGUACAAAGAGAACCAGAGUACCCCAUUUUCACCUCAAGUGGGCAGCACAGAAACAUCUAAAAAUAUCUCAUGUUUGCUACAAAUUAUCCUCUUAUGUCUUGCAAUAUGCAUUCCUUUGGUUUUCAAGUUUAACUUUAUAUUUGGCAUCAAUAAGUUCAACUUUUCUCACACAAAAAUCCAGAUCAACCAAUUUUCUGACAGGCCAGUGGCAUAUCGUUUGGGCAACUUGACCACCGAGUUAGAACAUUUAACAGCAAAGUAUGCUAACUUGGACAACAGUUUCUGGGAUGUCAUCGCAGGGGCAUCUUGGGGCCACAUACAAGGAGAUGCAACAUUCAAGCGACCAGUUGUGCUGCUCCUCGUGGGACAACCCAAAUCAGCUAAUCUCGAUGUGAUUGCCAAUGAUGUGGCCAGACUGUACUCGAAUGUCUUCAGCAUGACUGAUGACAGCACUAUGUACAUUGAUGGCGGUUGGCAAGCCAUGAAAGAAGCAGACCAGGCUAAGUUGGAUAUGGACAAUCACCUCAAGAAUGGCUUCAGCAAUGGCAAGAAAGUAGUCCUAAUUCGUCAAUUUGACAAGCUUCCGCCAUGCUCCAUCAUGCUGUUUCACAGCUACUGUGAUAAUGAGAAUGCACCACACAAGGAUGCAGUCAUCAUCUUUACUGUAGAACUUGAGACAACAGUGUCAAGUACAGCCCAGGGCAUAGAGGAACUGGUUCAAGAGCAUCUAGGAAACAUUUGGGCUCAGUGCAAAGAAGAACUGCUGCAAGACAAAAUCAUGGCAAUGCACAGCAGAGUGUCUAAUAAUAUUGCUUUUGUUAAAUAGACUAUCUCAAUGUCAGUAUUGAUUCAAUAUAUGUAUACACUACGAUUUGUCAAAUGGUAAUCAGAUUGAAUCUGGUGAAUAUUGGAAGAUGAUGCUGAAGUUUUAAAAUAAAUUGGUUGCAUGCCACAGUGGAGUCUACACAGUAUCCAAAAACUAAAGCACUAAAUAUCAUUUGGUUUGAUUAUGCAGACGUAGGAAUAAUAAUUUUAUGAGGUGCUUUUUUAUAAUCCAAAAUGAACAUGCUAAGAUUUAUUUUGAGAGAGUUUUGCACAUCUUAUUUUCAACUUGAUAUGUUUUACAAACUGAAUUUUUUCUGAUUUCAUUGAUUUUUUUUUUAAAUAUCAAUUUUUACCUCUGAGCAACUCACUUAAAAGCAACAUGAUUAUUAUUCCCAAUUCAUUAUUUUAAUGUGUUUUAUCUGAAAUAAUUUUGUCCCCCAAAUAUUUUGAAUUCUUCAAUAAGUGCAUUUUUACUCUUUGACUUUUCUUUACUUAAUUUAUGAAAGAAAUAUUGAUGAAUAGAAAUCCUUACUCAUUCAUGGUCAUAAGUACACUGUAUAAUACCAUACACCUUUUAAUUUUUUAUCAUUAUAUGUUCUUCAUUCUCCAAUCAUGUAAUCGAUGUAGUUUCCUUUUGAUUGGAAGUUACUGCAAAAGUACAUGUACGAUGUACCUGUAUGUACAUGUUCUUAAUCCUCUCACCAAAUAAUUAGAAGUUGAUUCGCAUCUACUUAAUGACCUUUUCAAAAUCUUUACCUUGCCUCUAAACAAUUGACUGUAAAGUAUAUGUACUUGGAAUUCAUUAUUUUUAUGUGUUGAUACACACGCUGCUUUCAAUGAAUUUGUCAAUCACAAGUAAAAGAAAAUUGAACUAUUUUUGUACUGCUCAGUACAAAUGUGAUUUACACUACAGUACCACAGAAAUCUGUUGGACUUAUGAGAAAUUCACCUUAUCAGAAGUAUAUGUAUAUAACUCCUGUUUUGCAUAAUCUGGUCUAAAGAAAAUGCUUAAACUUGGGUGAAUAUUCAAUUUAUAACUUCCUUCAUUGUAAAAAUCAUUUUACCUCGUGCUUUCUGUACAUUAUUAUCCAGAAUUCACCUGUUGGACACCUUAAAGACAAGAUUUAUUAAUCAUCUCUAUUUGAGUUCAUUACAUGUACUUGUAAGUAGAGUACAAAUGGAGGGAUUGACAGUACAAAGUACAUGUAUGAGUCUUGUUUGGUCUACUGUGCACUGAAAGGAAAAUAAUGAAAUAUUAAGAUAAUAA
Molecule: messenger RNA, 2557 nt
Organism: Lytechinus pictus (painted urchin)
Lineage: Eukaryota; Metazoa; Echinodermata; Echinoidea; Temnopleuroida; Toxopneustidae
Product: torsin-1A-interacting protein 2-like
Exons: 2
Coding region: 149-1291 (380 amino acids)
Biological process (GO): membrane organization
Cellular component (GO): membrane
Molecular function (GO): ATPase activator activity
Source: RefSeq, a predicted model, not a curated record